GGUGUGUGCAUCGAGUUGGGGUCCGCGGUGACGGUGUUGAUAGCCAGCAAUCUGGGCAUCCCCAUCUCCACAACUCACUGCAAAGUGGGCUCAGUGGUGUGUGUUGGUCGUUUCCGCGCCAAGUCUAAUGUCAACUGGAAGCUCUUUAUUGAGAUCGUGGUUGCCUGGGUCGUUACCCUCCCCAUUUCAGGUGGACUUUCAGCUCUCAUCAUGUAUGCAUUUACCAGAACCCAACCCCUCCUCUCCACACCCUAG
Molecule: messenger RNA, 255 nt
Organism: Hydatigera taeniaeformis
Lineage: Eukaryota; Metazoa; Platyhelminthes; Cestoda; Cyclophyllidea; Taeniidae
Source: the annotation of a GenBank genome assembly